Molecule: messenger RNA, 2618 nt
Organism: Scylla paramamosain (green mud crab)
Lineage: Eukaryota; Metazoa; Arthropoda; Malacostraca; Decapoda; Portunidae
Product: transmembrane protein 183-like
Exons: 7
Coding region: 69-827 (252 amino acids)
Biological process (GO): regulation of protein stability
Cellular component (GO): SCF ubiquitin ligase complex
Source: RefSeq, a predicted model, not a curated record
AGAGAGACCACAAGAGGAGGAGGAGGAGAAGAGUGGUGGAGAGGACACAAGAGGAAGAGGAAGGAGUGAUGGAUUAUCCUCUUGACUUAUGGUUCUGUAUUAGUGAGUACAUUAGUCCAGAGGUUGUAGUGAAGUUUGCCUGUCUGUGUCAAGCAACUCGAUACAUCACGACUACAGUGCAGUUCUGGCUGUCGUUGUUUAGAAGACACUACCAAUGGACAGCCGCCCUCCCAGAAUCCCUCAGUUACUGGAACAUAGACCGAAGGAUGAGGGACGUGCGCGUGUGUGUCAUCCGAGCCCUCUUCCUCAUGUACCCUCCCUUCUGUGCCCGCCUGGCCGCCGAGAAGCCCCUUAGCGCUGACCCCACACAGCUGCUGCGUGCCCAAUGCAUACUGCAGUGGCAUAGGAAGGAAGGGUCACACCACAAGUAUUUCUUCAAGUUUGCGCAUCCUCAGCACUGCAGCAGGGAUGGGAGGCUGGCCAAGUGUGUAGGGGAGGCACCUGCUCACACCAACCCCCACAGUGGAUGCUGGGUGCUGGAGGCCACCGGUGCAGGUGUGUAUGCGGUGCCAAUGGUGAUGGGGGAGCACCUGUACCAUGCGGGGGUGGGGGUCUCGGCCAACCUCUGCAGCCACACGCUCCGUCUUGCCCUGGUCCCCCCACACCUCCUGCCCUCCUCCUCCAGGGCCCCCACCCGUCGCCACCGUGUUCCCGCCACUGAGAUAACACUGGACCCAGUAACCAACGUCCGACUGUAUCCCUGGUGGCACCCGGAGUACUGGAACGUCCUGCAAAUAUCCGACAGCGGUGAUAAGGAUGACUGGUGACCCCUGAACUGGUGAACUGGGGUGCUGGGUGGCCGGUGAAGUGACUGGAGGGGGUGUUUAAAAGAUUCUAUGAAUUUUUAAAGUGUUUUGUGGGUGUGUUUAGACGAGUGUGAUUGGUUUAGAAGGCUGUGUGAUUGAGAAUUGACUGUUUAAAUGACUGGAGGCUGUGUUUGUUGUAUUUAAAAGACUGUAUGGCUGAAAAAUUGAUUGUUUGAUGAGAAUUGACUGUUUAAAUGACUGGAGGCUGUGUUUGUUGUAUUUAAAAGACUGUAUAGCUGAAAAAUUGAUUGUUUGAGUGACUAUGCGUAUUUAAAAGGCUGUUUGGCUGGUAAAAUAACUAUGGGGGUGUUUAGAAGACUGUGUGAUUGAGAAUUGACUGUUUAAAUGACUGGAGGCUGUGUUUGUUGUAUUUAAAAGACUGUAUAGCUGAAAAAUUGAAUGUUUGACUAUGUGUGGUGUUUAAAAGGCUGUUUGGGUGUUUAGAAGACUGCGUGAUUGAGAAUUGACUGGUGAAAUGACUUGACCUGUGUUUGGUGUGUUGAAGUGACUGUGGCUGUGAAUAGUGUGUUUAGAAGAUUCUGUAGAUUAGAAUUGACUGAUUAAAUGACUGUAGUUGAAGAAUGUCUGGUUAAUUACUGUGUGGGUGAGAAUUGACUGGUUAAGUGACUGGGGGUGUGGUUAAAAGACUGUAUGAAUGGGUAUUGAGUGGGUAGGUGGCUAAAUGAUCAGUAUGUGUGUCUGUAGCUAAGUGGAAUGACUGGAAGGGGUUGUUUUGUGUGGGAAAUAAAUGUUAAUAUUGUAAUCUUAUUGAAUUUCAUAUUUGCAAACAUUUAUUUUCUCAUCACUGGCUUCAAAGGCUGUAGUGGAAGUUAUUGGAGUUUUCAAGGGUGUUUCCAUGAUUGUGGUAAUGGUUUAAAUGCUCUAGUAGAAGUUAUUGGAGUUUUCAAGGGUGUUUCCAUGAUUGUUGCUAGUUUAAAUGCUCUAGGGAAAGUUAUUGGGGUUUUCAAGGGUGUUUUCAUGGUUCUAGUGAUAAUUUAAAAGCUCUAGGGAAAGUUAUUGGGGUUUUCAAGGGUGUUUUCAUGGUUCUAAGUGAUAAUUUAAAGGCUCUAGAGAAAGUUACUGGAUUUUCAAAGGUGUUUUCAUGGUUCUAGUGAUAAUUUUAAGGCUCUAGAGAAAGUUGCUGGGUUUUCAAGAGAAUUUUCAUGGUUUUAGUGGUAGUUUAGGAGAGUGUAUUGAAAGAUUUUGGGGUUUUCAAUACUUUUUUUUAUGUUUCCAGUGAUAGCUUGAUAAGUACUGAGCAUCCAGGAUCAAAAUACCAUUAACAGCCUGACCAAUCGCCUCUGUUGCCUUUGAGAACAAUCGUGGUGAGAGAGAGAAAUGUUUGCGAGUGUGAAAAUGUGUCCUUGUUGUUAUUGCAAAGACUACCAUUAUUUUUGUAUGUGUUUGUACUGUGUUGAGAUUAUACUGUAUUGGAGACUAGUAUAUACAGAAGGCUGGAGCGCUAUCUCUCUCUCUCUCUCUCUCUCUCUCUCUCUCUCUCUCUCUCUCUCUCUCUCUCUCUCUCUCUCUCUCUCUCUCUCUCUCUCUCUCUCUGACCCGUCCAAAGUUUCAAAUCAUAACAAAGCAUAACAAAUAUGAAUAAGUAUGUAUAUAAAUGUGUGUGUUUAUUAUGUCAUGUAUGGUGCUUAUUUUUGUUACUACUGCAGGGCCUCCGCUGUUUCCUCCUCUUCCUCUUCCUUUUCCUCCGCCAUUGAAGUGAUGAACAUUGAAAUAAAAAUGUUUGUGAUGAUA